Paramisgurnus dabryanus is the source of this 2214-nucleotide messenger RNA. Lineage: Eukaryota; Metazoa; Chordata; Actinopteri; Cypriniformes; Cobitidae. The record is from RefSeq and is a predicted model, not a curated record.
AUGGCGGAAGAAGAAGAAACACCACCUUCAACUUCAAGUGAUUGUGGCGGUGACGAUAAAGACGACGACCACCCAUGGCCCUACUUAGAGUCCAUGUUUUCAUUUGCCGGAGCGAAAGACAAUUCAUAUAGAAUGAAGUGCCUUCUCUGCCUCCCGAAAGAUUGCGAAAUAAUGGCCUUCAGAAAUUCACCAUCGAAUUUGAAGAAACAUAUCAAGAGCAAGCAUGGCUGCCACAUGAGUAGAUACGAGGAACUCACAUCUGCAAAGCGAAAGAAGACUGUGAUUCCCUCCCCCUCAAGCAGCCACAAGCAGCCCACAUUAAUGGGUUGCUUUACCACGAUGCCCCAGAGAUCCAUUGACAAGGCAAUCAUGAAGUAUGUUGUCCGAGGACUUCAGCCAUUUAGCAUUGUAGAGCAAGAAGCUUUCCGUGACUUUGUGUUAGACCUGGUGCCAAAUAGCAAAAUAAUGACAAGAGUCACACUCACAUCUAUGAUUAAUGAUGCUGCCAAACAGAUGAAGACCAAAAUUAUUGAGGCCAUGAAAACUAUUGAUUACAUCGCAACAACCACUGACUGCUGGUCAGCCAGGCGGCGUAGUUUCAUUGGGAUCACAGCUCACUGGGUGGACCCCGAAAGUUUAAAAAGGUGCUCAGUGGCCCUUGCCUGUAGAAGAUUAAGAGGCUCUCACACUUUCGACCUUCUGGCAAAUGUACUUAAUGAUAUACAUGCUGAGUUUGAAAUUCGGGGAAAGAUAGUCAGAACGACAACGGACAAUGGGUCCAACUUCAUCAAAGCCUUCAAAGUAUUCGGUGAAGAUGUUAAUAACAAUGCUGGUGCUGUAGUUCAGGAGGAAGAGGAGGAAGAACUAGCAGACAAAGAUGAGGAGGAGGUAGAGUUUGUCGAUGUAUCUUCACUUUUGGAUGAGGAUGAUGGUUUUGAGUUUCAGCUCCCGAAGCACCAGCGUUGUGCAUGCCAUAUUCUUAACCUUAUAGCCACUGCAGAUGCCAGCAAGGCAGUGUCCAAUGACUCAUACAAGAAAUUGUACUACUCCGCCUUUAGCAAGUGCAAUGCACUUUGGAAUAAGUGUUCAAGAUCCUCAACAGCAGCUGAAACGGUGGAAGAUGCUUGCUCCCUACAGCUUGUGCGACCGAAUGCAACAAGGUGGAACUCUGUGUUCAUGGCUGUGGAGAGACUGCUCAGGAUCGUGAAAGAAAAGGGAGAGGCAGCAAUGAGAGUUGUUUGCACGGAUCUGAAGGUUCCAAUGUUUAAUCCAGCAGAACUUGCAUUCCUGUCAGAGUAUGCUGCUGUCAUGACUCCAGUCGCCCAAGCAACAAAUAUUUUGCAAGCUGAAACCAAUGUCCAGAUGGGGUGGCUGCUCCCAACCAUUAAGCUCCUGACAGUCAAGCUGAACAGGAUCAAGCUACCGCUGAAGUACUGCAAGCCGCUAGUGGAUGCUUUGCAGGUGGGCAUUGAGAAUCGCUUUGGCCCUAUGAUGGAAGACCCAGAGCUGGUGGCUGCUGCUAUUCUGCUUCCAAAAUUCAAGACAAAUUGGACACAAGAAGAUGAGACAAUCAAAAUAGGAAUGGACUACAUCAAACGAUGCAUUGAAGACCCCUCGUUGGAGUCCUUUGUGGUCAACAGGUCCAGCUCAUCUGACGAAGACGACUUCUUUUCUAGCUUGCAGAGUUCAAAUACACAAGAAGGCACCAAACAGUUAGAUGCAUACUUGGCCUGUUCGGCUGAUAACAUGGACUUGCUCAAGUCUUUUCCAGCUGUGUGCAAGUUGUCUGUUAAGUUAAACACACCUCUUCCAGCAUCAGCAGCCUGCGAGAGGCUUUUUAGUAUCGCAGGUUUAGUCUUUAGCCCUAGAAGAGCAAGACUGGAUGCAUUAAAUUUUGAGAACCAACUACUUUUGAAAAUAAACAAAAGAUUUCUAACUUCCUAAAUAUUACUGCUUUAUGCAUACCAGUUUAAGAAGGGAAUAAUUUGUGGAGAAAAAGCAGGGAAGAGAGUGGAGGGAUGCUUUAACGGGAGAGGGGACAUACCUGUUCUGGUUGUUUACAAAGAGUUAAGCCCAGUGUUUUUAGGUGCUGUAUUCACUUUUUUUGCUGUAUUUCUUUUUUUUUUUACAUAAGACAUAUUUGUAUGUGGCCUACUGGCCUUUGAGAUCUUGAAGUUGCCUUAAUAUGUUGAGGAUCAAAAGAAAAUGUGUAUA